This is a messenger RNA of Oncorhynchus tshawytscha (Chinook salmon), 719 nucleotides long. RefSeq names its product Fc receptor-like protein 5. The record is from RefSeq and is a predicted model, not a curated record. NCBI's taxonomy places the organism in Eukaryota, Metazoa, Chordata, Actinopteri, Salmoniformes, Salmonidae. The transcript has 4 exons. Gene Ontology annotation, biological process: cell surface receptor signaling pathway. Gene Ontology annotation, molecular function: transmembrane signaling receptor activity. The coding region runs from base 1 to 705 and encodes 234 amino acids.
AUGCACUUUCAGAUGCAGAAAUCCAACAGAGUGCUGUUGAGUAAACUGGUAUACUGUAGCCUCGGACAAGGUGGAGCCUCUCUGGGUGUCAGUCCUGACAGAUCUCAGUUCUUUAAAUAUGAGUCUGUCUCUCUGAGCUGUGAGGUUCAGGGGAAAUCUGCUGGAUGGAGACUGAAGAGAUACACAGUCUCUGGGGAGCGUUCAGAUUGUGGAAUAAAAUGGGGAAAACCACAAGGGUCUUCAUGCAACGGGUCACUAAUACCAUCAGACAGUGGAGUGUACUGGUGUGAGUCUGGGUCUGGAGAACACAGCAAUGCUGUCAACAUCACAGUACAUGCUGGAGCUGUGCUCCUGGAGAGCCCUGCCCUUCCUGUGACUGAGGGAGAUUCUGUGACUCUGCGCUGCAGAUAUCAGGGAACUCCUUCGAACCUCACAGCUGAUUUCUACAAAGAUGGAUCCCUCAUCAGGAAUGCGACUACAGGAGAGAUGACCAUCCCUGCAGUAUCCAAGUCAGAUGAAGGACUCUACAAGUGUACCAACUCCAGCUCUGAAGGAGAAUCACCAGAGAGCUGGAUGACUGUGGCAGGUGAGAAUAUGAGAAACCUUGACAUUCAGAUUAUCUGGUUCUUCUUUACACUGUUCAGUGGUGCUGAAACCUGCAUUAUAAACUGGGUGGUUCUUCUUUACACUGUUAAGUGGUGCUGAAACCUGCAUUAUAA